AUGGAGCCCUCAGUCGAGAAGACUUCCCCCAACCGAAUCCAACUCGGAGACGACACGAGCGACUUCGUUCUAGUCCUCGAUCCUGCCCACCGCGUCGCGCCUCGUGACGGUACUGGAGGCGAUGAGCAGCAGCAGAAGGAAACAACCACUCUCCAGAAGGACGUUGUUCCAAGCAAGGCCUCCAAACCACAGGCUGACAACACACAGAACUCUGCCAAGACUCUUACAGAAGCCGAGAAGAAGGCUCUUGACGAUUACCACGCCAAGAUGCGCAAGUUGGCCGAGGAUUCGAUGCCCGAGCGUGACGGCCUCCGCGUUGCUUGCGAAGACUGGUUUUGCACCGAUAGAGGAUCACGUCGUUUCGAUAUCGGUGACGAACGCUAA
Fusarium poae is the source of this 384-nucleotide messenger RNA. RefSeq lists its product as uncharacterized. The transcript has a single exon. Lineage: Eukaryota; Fungi; Ascomycota; Sordariomycetes; Hypocreales; Nectriaceae. Bases 1 to 384 code for a protein of 127 amino acids. The record is from RefSeq and is a predicted model, not a curated record.